Danio aesculapii is the source of this 487-nucleotide messenger RNA. It is a transcript of the gene npm2a, whose product is annotated as nucleophosmin/nucleoplasmin, 2a. Gene Ontology annotation, cellular component: cytoplasm; nucleoplasm; nucleolus. Bases 1 to 468 code for a protein of 155 amino acids. Gene Ontology annotation, molecular function: chromatin binding; RNA binding; histone binding. The record is from RefSeq and is a predicted model, not a curated record. The transcript has 5 exons. Lineage: Eukaryota; Metazoa; Chordata; Actinopteri; Cypriniformes; Danionidae. Gene Ontology annotation, biological process: chromatin remodeling.
AUGUUUGCUGAAAUGACGAGCAGCUUCGAUGAAAAUGACUCUGCAACUUCAUGUAGCUUGUCUGAAUUAUCCAGCUCAUCAUCUUUGUCAGACAGAGCCUGUGUUCACUGGGGUUGUGUACUCAGUGGCUCUAAAACCACAGCUGUCUUUAAAGCAGAAAAUGAUCUUCUGGAGAACCAGUUUUUCAUCAAAACGAUAUGUCUUAGUGAGGAUGCAGGUGAUGAGAUGCAUAUAGUGGCUGUCUGUGAUGGUGUUGGUGCUUCCAAACCAUUGCCCAUUGCCUCCCUCCGCCACUGUAUGCCAAUGAUCAGUUUUCCAGGCUUGGAGCUUAUACCCCCUGUUACCUUUAAACUGUGCUCUGGUAAAGGGCCUGUGUUUGUCUCUGCUCAGCAUAUAACAUUGAAUCCUAUUGAAAUGAUUGAGCAGGAAGAAGAAGAGGAGGAGGAAGAGGACGAUGAAGAUGGUUAAAAUGGCAAUCUUGAAAGCC